UAGUCUACAAAGCAUCCCAUUUCAAUACAAACCUUCUUCAUCCAUAUUUUUGAUUUCUACUCAAGAGUUCCAAUGGCUGCAUCAACAAUGACUCUCUCGCCUUCUUCGUUGGCCGGGCAGGCCGUGAAGGUUGCCCUCUCAACCUCUAAGUUGCUUGGUGAAGGACGAGUCACCAUGCGAAAAAGUGCGGUCAAGCCCAAAACUGUUUCAUCUGGCAGCCCAUGGUAUGGUCCAGACAGGGUCAAGUACUUGGGCCCAUUCUCUGGUGAGGCUCCAUCAUACCUUACAGGCGAAUUCCCAGGUGACUACGGUUGGGACACAGCUGGACUCUCAGCAGACCCUGAGACUUUUGCUAAGAACCGUGAGCUUGAAGUCAUCCACUGCAGAUGGGCCAUGCUUGGAGCACUAGGAUGCGUCUUCCCGGAGCUUUUGGCCCGCAAUGGUGUCAAGUUUGGCGAAGCCGUGUGGUUCAAGGCCGGAUCACAAAUCUUUAGCGAGGGUGGGCUAGACUAUUUGGGGAACCCAAAUUUGGUACAUGCACAAAGCAUAUUAGCCAUUUGGGCCACCCAAGUGAUCUUGAUGGGCGCAGUAGAGGGUUAUAGAAUUGCUGGUGGGCCACUUGGAGAGGUUGUCGACCCUUUGUACCCUGGAGGAAGCUUUGAUCCGUUGGGCUUGGCGGACGAUCCCGAGGCUUUCGCGGAGUUGAAGGUGAAGGAGAUUAAGAAUGGAAGGUUGGCUAUGUUCUCAAUGUUCGGGUUCUAUGUUCAAGCUAUAGUCACAGGAAAAGGCCCACUAGAGAACCUGGCUGACCACCUAGCUGAUCCAGUUAGCAACAAUGCAUGGGCUUAUGCCACCAACUUUGUUCCCGGAAAAUGAGAUCAUUAGAUUGAAAUAUGGUUUUUAAAGUGUUUUUAAGAUGGGUGAAUUUGAGUUUGUAAAGUAUCAUCCAGCCGACAAAGAUCUCUUUUAAGGAAUAUGGUGGUUGAAAUACAUGAUGGUUGUACUCUUGUUGUAUUGAGUGUGUGUAUGUAUGUAUACAUAUAAUAAAAAGUAAUUAUCUUCAGAAUUUA
Helianthus annuus (common sunflower) is the source of this 1070-nucleotide messenger RNA. Its product is annotated as chlorophyll a-b binding protein of LHCII type 1. Lineage: Eukaryota; Viridiplantae; Streptophyta; Magnoliopsida; Asterales; Asteraceae. Gene Ontology annotation, biological process: photosynthesis, light harvesting in photosystem I; response to light stimulus. Gene Ontology annotation, cellular component: chloroplast thylakoid membrane; chloroplast envelope; plastoglobule. The record is from RefSeq and is a predicted model, not a curated record. The coding region runs from base 73 to 876 and encodes 267 amino acids. The transcript has a single exon.